CACACAUACACAUGGGAUAAGGAAACGCGUUCCGUCAACAUUCUGCCCCAGCCACCCUUCUUCGCCGGCGUCGUCCACGAACCCUCGCCGUCAUCGGUAAUUGUUUUGAUGGAAGGAAAUCGAGCGAUAAAUCGCGUCCCAUUCUAUAGCCGCGAUAGAAUACAUUGUGAGUUUAUUGUGGUGUGUUAGCAACGCACAGUUGAGAUUGUUUAGCAAAAAAAAACAAUGGAAAUCCGUAACCAGAAAAGAAAAACUGGACCUUUUUUCUCCGGUGUGUUAUAUGGUCACCGCGCCGAAGAAGUGACCACCGUGCGUAUAUAUGAAUGUGUGCGUGUGUGAAGCGAAGAAGCAGUGUGUAGGAUUUGUCAAAGCGCAUCAUUUGUUCUCGCCCGCAACACUUCGAGUCCAAAAUCAUAAGACGUAAAAAAAGAUCCCGGAAAAUCCGGCAAUCUUUCGCGGCCGUCGGCCGAAUAAUCGAAGGAUGCAGCUGUUUUCGCCCGAGUGCCACCGUACAGUGGCCGGAGAUAGCUACAGAAUAUAUGAAAUGAUCGAUGCAGCACAUGGUAUUGACCUGGACUGAUAGCCCAAGCGACGAACGCGAAUUACAGCGACACAUUACGCAGAGAACAUGAUUGGACGUUGGUCAAAGGAACCAAGCUACAUUCUCGAUGGAUACUGCUUCUUCUCGGCAUACAGUCACAUUGACCGGUAUCAUCCGGGAACGGGAAUGAACAGUCAGCAAUACGGUUAAAAGGAAGAUGUGAAGUUCGUGCGCAAAACAUCGGAAGCAAACUAUGAGCAAUAUUUUAGAUAAUAACGUAACGUGUGUAACGUAUUAUUAGCAUUAGACCAGAGUGAUUUGUGUCGUCGCGUUGAUUAGUCAACCACCUGGGUAUCAGGCACUGAAGAAACCUCCAAGUGUAAGAGGGAAGCGAUGGAAAGCACCGCACAAUAUGCCCGGUUUUUGCUAAGUGUAAUGUGUAUAUCGAACGAUUAAGUGUGUACCGUUGUUAAAAUAUCGAUCGAAAAGACGUGUGCGGGUAUGUGUUAGAGCGAUGGAGCAGCGUGUGAUAAAUAGUCUCCUGUUACGGUGCGUUUGUGGUGCUUAAAGUCAGCUAAUCCGCGAGCAAAAGUGUGUUGACAAAGCGAGAAGACAUAGACACACGCACAUAUAGCAACCGUGAAAAGAAGCCGUGAGGGAUACAUCCUUUUCACCAAAAGGCGCCACACGGAAAGGAGGCAGCGCCGCACGUGGGACCUGUUUAGCUGUUUAGUAGUAGUACUAGUAGUAGUAUGACACACAAUCUGGGUAUGGCGUCGUAUCGGCUACCAGGACCCGGACUAUGUCCACCAGAUUUCAAAUCACCUUCGGAAUCGCCCCAGCUGCCAAUAUCCGCACCGAGCAAUCCGAAAAAGCGAAGGAAAACGUCCAACGUGGUGAACUCGAACGCGGUCACGUCGCAACCAACGCCGACACCUUCGCCCCAGGACCUGCUACCACCGCCACCGACCGGUUACGGUGACACGAUAGUGGCCUCGAAUCCGUUCGAUGAUACGCCCCCGCCAACACCUGCCUCGCACAUGGGCCAUAUGGGUCAUCCCCAUGGCGGUGGCCAUGGCCCGGGACCGGGCAUGAUGAGUCAUCUGGGUGGUGGUGCGAUGGGACACGGUGGCCCGAUGGGUCCGAUGAAUCAUAUGGGACCGAUGCAUGGUGGUGCACACCAUAUGGGACCGGGACCGAUGGGAGGCCAUCCCCAUGGGCCUCCACACGGUGGACCGAUGGGUGGCCCGGGUGGACCGCACGGUGGUGGUAUGGGUCCGCACGGUAUGGGACCGCAUGGUAUGGGACCACACGGACCUGGUCAUGGUUCUCCACAUCCGGGCAUGGGUCCGGGAGGACCACCGCACGGUCCGCCCGGUAUGGGUGGACCCGGGCAGGGUGGCCCACAGGGACCACCGAUGAGGGGCAUGAGCCCGAUGGGUAUGGGCAGCCCGAUGGGUCACCAUCAUCCCGGCAUGCACAUGAACUCCGGCAUGGGGCAGAUGGGCGGAAUGCCGCACGGGAUGCAGCGCGGUGGUAUGAGCCCCAUGGGGCCAAACAUGGGCCCAGGAGCGCAGAUGGGUGGCCUUAGUCCGAUGGGUGGCGCCAUGAACCAGAGCAUGUCGCCGAUGGGUCCGAUGGGUGGUAUGUCGCCGAUGAGCCAGCAGCAGCAACAGCAACAGCAGCAGCAGAUGAACAGCAAAUCCGUAGGAAGUCCACUGAGUGCCGGCAACAUUGGCAGUCCAAUGAACUCUGUGCCCGGUAUGGGGUCGCCGCAUGCGGCCGGUGGUGGCAGUGGGGGUGGUAUGUUAGGCAGUCCGAUGAACACAAGCGGUGGCCACAUGAACAAUGGUCCGAUGGGUCCACCAAUGAACAGCCCGCUCGGAAACGGACCACCGAACCAUGUGCCACUCGGUCCGAACUCGGCCGGCCACAGUCAAACGCCACAACCGGUGUCCGCUGCGAACGUAACGGUCGGUGGUCAGACAUCGCCGAACGUGGUGAUGAGUGGUGGACCGGGUGGUGUCAAUGCGGUCGGCAUGAACAGUAGUAAUAGUAGGAUGAACUUACCGAAUGGUGCAAUGACAAAUCAGCAAUCAGGGAACUUAAAUCAAUUACCUCAUCAACUCGGACCCAUGGGUGCGAAUCAGCAGCAGCAGGGCGUAGGUCCACAGGGUGGUGGCCCGCAGCAGAACAGUAGUCAAGGCCCUAGUAAUCAACCCGGUGGCAACCAGGGACCCUCGUCUCAGGGUGGUCCACCGGGCAGUCAGUCAUCACAACAGUCACAACCGCUACAGCCUCAUCCACCGCCACACGGCCAGCAUCAGCAACUGCCACUACCCCAACAGUCACCUCAUGCUCAACAUAAUCCAGGCGGACCGGGCAGUGGAGGCCCCGGUCCUGGUCCUGGGCAGCAGCAGAUGAACCAAAUGGUUGGCCCGGGUGGUGUACCACCGAUGGGCAACAGUAUGGGUGGACCCAUGGGUGGUGGUGGCGGAGGAAUGAUGGGCCCCGGCGGCCCCGGUGGUCCGGCGAACUCCAUGGGUGGUAUGAAUCAUCACCCGCACCAUCAUCAUCAUCACGCGGGCAAUCAUCAACAGGCGGGCGGCAAUCCCCAUAUGGGUUCGGGCAUGGGUGCGAACAACAUGCACCAUCAUAUGGGUGGAGCGGGUGGAGGAGGAGGAGGAGGUGGAGGCGGUAUAAUGCCACCGCACGCCAACAUGCCACCGGGUGGCGGACAUAGGCCCCCAAUGCACGGUGGCGGAAUGGGUGGUGGCAGUGGGCCGGGCGGUAUGGGCCCGGGUGGCAUGAUGGGUGGACCGCCGAUGGGAGGACCGAUGGGUGGCCAUAUGGGUGGAGGAGGAGGAAUGGGCGGUGGUGGAAUGGUUGGCGGCAGUCCUAUGCAAUCCCCGCACAUGAUGGGUGCCGGUGGACCCGGUGGUCCGAUGGGCGGUGGACCCAUGGGUGGUGGACCGAUGGGUGGGCCGAUGGGUGGACUAGGGCCUCCGGGAAAUGGUCCUAACGGGCCGAACCAUCACCACCAUAUGGGUAUGUUCGGACCGAAGCCCAUGCCAGUGACGUCCGGGAAGCUGUACCCGCCCGACCAGUCGAAGGUAUUCAACCCACAGAACCCGAACGCCCCGCCAAUCUAUCCCUGUGGAGGAUGCCAUAAAGAAGUGCACGACAAUGACCAGGGUAUCCUUUGUGAAUCGGGCUGUAAUUUUUGGUUUCAUCGGACGUGCAGUGGACUGACGGAGGCGGCCUUCAACCUAAUACACGCGGAAGUGUACGCCGAAUGGUGCUGCGACAAGUGUCUCAACUCCAAAAACAUACCGCUGGUUAAGUUCAAACCGUAGUAGAAGCGAGCCCGUAGCUCGACCGGACGCUGCACCAAUCAGCAGAGGGCCUGAGCCACGUCAACUACUACUUCAUCAUACAACCACUUCCCUCCCCUUUGUCGCUCUCCAAUUAUUCCACUAGUGGUAGAGAGGAAUGUAAGUGUAAAUGUGAGUGGAAUAUGCGAUGGAGAUCCGGGGAGGGUGGAUUGAAUUGGAAUGAGGAUGUGUGCGUAUCGCGGCCAUCGCGAGUGUGUGCUGAUCUUUAAAGACUGGACCUAAACGGCGUUAUAGUUGACUAGGGAAAGAGGAACACAAUCUCCCUCUGAUAUAGGAGCGCACCAGCAUAGUCUGUGUUUCAAUUGCCGGUUCAUAAGUUUAUGUGAGAUUUCUUGUAGAUAAUUUUAGAAGAGGUUUUUCGUUUUUAUUUAGUUGACGACGAUCAUGAUGAUAAUCGAUCAUGUUCACGACGAGGUGUUAAAUUGAAUGGAUAGGUAACGAGCGAAUGAUCGUUGGUUUUGUUUUUGGUUUCGUUCGUUAAUCGUUUGACUGAGUCAUUUGGUGCGGCAUUGAGGUAUGAGAUUUCUGUUCUUCUGGACUGAUACCCUCCAUUAGCGCUAAACGCACGGCCAUACCCUCCUAUAGAUGGCUUAAAGGAUGCACCUGGGCACACACACACCCACACAUCCUCCCAAUUGAUGUUGUAACCGUUAGGUCGCGUUAUAGCUUUUGAGUGAGAUUGACAAUUGUACAGACAACAAACAAACAAAAAAACAACACAGAACAGACAGAAGGGAUGAAUGAGGCGAUUAGUACAGACACAAACACGAAUCGAGCCACAACGAUAGAGCCCACCCGUUGCUCCCCAUUUGGCGUGUAUUUUGGAUAGUGUCGUGUUACCUUGGGAUGUGUACAGAAGAAAAAAAUUGGACUAGGUAUAUACAUCGGGUGGGGAAACCCUCCCCCCGGCUUUAGUUGAAACAAACAAACAAAAACCGCUAGCCAAGAGAUUUACGUAGUAAAGAAAGAGAAAGAGAGGAUAAAAAGGAAUGCGUGCUUGUGUGUAAAAGAAGUAAUAAAUGAAAUCAAAAAUGGCCUUCUCAAAUAUAUUGCAAAUAUUAUAUAAUGAUUAUACAUAAAUACAUAUAAUUUAAUUGUAGCAGCUGUAGGGAAUGAGAUAAGAUAAAGAGACAAAGUAGUAGCAAGAAAGAGAGAAAAAUACACACAAACACAAAAAAACACAGAGAUAAGAUAGUUAAAGAGCGCUCCCACCCGGGAAUGUGGUCUGAGGGUGUGUGGGCAACAACACUGGUGCGGGGAAAGAGUUAAUGCAUCGUCUGUAGUGUUGCAUUUGGUAGCUAACGCUCACCGGUGGGGAUACCACUGAUAAACAGGAACCCCCCACCCCAAAACACACACACACAUAGAAUGGUAGGUUAGGAAGGUCCACAGUGGAGGAGAUGAGGUGCGCCACAGAACUCGGCUGAGUGUGAGAAAACGAACUAAAAUUAAAGGCAAAACACGUUUUAACAGAUAAGUUUAAGUAAAAAAUAUUUAAAUUAUUUAAAUGCAAACACACUCUGCGCUCUAGCAAAACACAUACACACACAAGCAGCAAAGGAGCAGCAAAGAGGAUGAUCGAAUGGAAUGAAUGGGUGUGUGUUAGGACACGUGGUGGAUGAAAGUGACCGGGUUAAGAAAAUACGAAUGGAUGCGAACAUUAAAUACUUCUUUCGUCUCAAUGCGACAAGGAUGUGUAUUGGAACUCUCGUUGUACGAUAAGACAGUGUCGUGUGCAAGGAGAACGAUAGGAAAGGAACAGGAGCGUAGCUAAGGGUAUGUAAAUUGAACCUCGAGUACAUUUGUGCUGGUUAUGUUUGACACACAACAAAUACACUCACACACCAACACGACGUUACUUUGCGUUACGGAUCAGUUUGUACUUUUAAAUGGAGUUCAGUAGCAAAAAGUAGUAGCAAUCUUACCAUUUCUUUCUCUCACUCUUGGGAAUUGCGUUCCAAAUCUAAACUCCGAUGGCAGACUUAAAUAAGAAAAGGAAAAAAAACACACACCCAAUACAGAAGAUCACCGCAGUACUUCUAACUUACGAACUGACAUCAACGGAAAUGGGCAGCAUGAUCGGUAGCUACCGGAGUAUUAGUAGGCUUUGAUUAUGCGGAAAAGGAAGGCAAAUGCAUGUGAUAGUAGAGUGCGAGAGAAAAUGGACGUUAAGCAUUACUAGGAUUGAAAUUUUCCGUCGAUGCUCAUUCCCGUUGAUAAAGUCAGAUUCAGCACUGUACUUCCGCAUAAAAUGGUGAACAUUGUUUUCUAUGUAAUCUGAACACCUGAAUAGUCAGCAGGUGAUUAAGGUAAAGUCAUUUUGUUUCUUUUGCGGCCAGAUAAACUUGUCGAAUGUCCGGAUAACAGUUGCGAUGCAGGGCUAGAUGCGCAACUGUUCGGUGCUACAACCUGGUGCUUCUUAUGUUGCUCGUUGUUCUUAGUUGCCAAGCCAGUCGCAAUAGCAAAGUCUAGGGGAAACUUAUUAGUUGACAAAUGUCAGUCGUAAAAUUUAGUAAAGAAUAAUCAAAUGGACCGCAUUUCCCUGUCGUGACCGUAAUCCAUCUAUGCUACGGGUAAUUCAAGUCGCGACAUUCCCCAUCAAUGGGUGAGGACGCCCAUGAUCAUUUGUGACUAUAGAAAUUGGAUAAUCCCAUCACCAUGACGCACCCUGUAAGAACAUUUAUCGUUUCCUUAUAGGGCUCACCGUUAAGAUAUGCGAAGAAGGAAAUGGAAACAGUGGAUGAGUCGAUCCUUGAGAGGUUUUUUUCGGAAACAAUUCUAUUUAAUUGCUACUUUUUUUGAGACACAGUGCAAAACAGUAAAAAGACUAAAUAAAGCAAAAGAGCAGAGAGAAAGAUUGAAAGUAGAGAUGAAGCAGAACUCACAUACAAACGCAAACACACAUUGCAUAACACAGAACAAACCGAAAAGUGAAACAAAAGAUUGUUCAAUUUACCGUGUACAUAUAGAUGCUAAUGAUUAU
Messenger RNA from Anopheles moucheti, 6919 nucleotides. It is a transcript of the gene pygo, whose product is annotated as protein pygopus. The coding region runs from base 1294 to 3897 and encodes 867 amino acids. The record is from RefSeq and is a predicted model, not a curated record. The transcript is spliced from 3 exons. NCBI's taxonomy places the organism in Eukaryota, Metazoa, Arthropoda, Insecta, Diptera, Culicidae.